Messenger RNA from Musca domestica (house fly), 3235 nucleotides. RefSeq names its product polycomb protein PHO. Gene Ontology annotation, molecular function: DNA-binding transcription factor activity, RNA polymerase II-specific; RNA polymerase II cis-regulatory region sequence-specific DNA binding. Gene Ontology annotation, cellular component: transcription regulator complex; PcG protein complex. Gene Ontology annotation, biological process: regulation of transcription by RNA polymerase II. The transcript has a single exon. NCBI's taxonomy places the organism in Eukaryota, Metazoa, Arthropoda, Insecta, Diptera, Muscidae. Bases 746 to 2659 code for a protein of 637 amino acids. The record is from RefSeq and is a predicted model, not a curated record.
UAUUACAAAGCUACCAUUACACAUCGGAAUAAUGAGAACCGAAUAAUACAAACCAUAAUUUUUAAUGUGUUUCUUUACAGACUGUCUUGUUAUUAUUAUACAGCUAAAACCACCAUCCACUUAUUUUUUUAUUGUUUAUCCUCCACAAUUUUUGCGCCAAUUUGUAAAUUUUGACAAUGAGUUUCAUCGGCUUCGAUUUUCAUUUUUGUUCCUUUGUUCAUUGUCACACAUUGUGAAUGGUCGAUGUGAAUUAUACAGCUGUUACCCGUGUAUCAAACAAUCACAAUAGCCGAUUGUAAGUAUUGGGUACAUUUGUUCGAGGAAAUAGCAUUAUUGGCAUUAGUGUGAGAAUACAGGAAAAAAUAUAUAGCCAUUUUUUUUGGACAAAUCCGAUUUUCCGCCAUAUUAUAUUUACCGGCUUUUUUCAAAAUAUUUACAUUUUUGCAAUGUAAACAAACUUUCCAAUACGUUAAUUUAAAAUAAAUAGGAAAUUUACCGAAAGCCACAAAAAAGCGAGAAGUGAAAGGUUGUGGUGGCAGUGGCAAAGAACAAAAAAUGCGUAGACAAACAACACAGAAAACGAAAACCAACAACGCGUCUGCCAAACCAUAAAUACGGAGAAAAACAAAGCGAAAAAAACAAAGUUCCGCAGAAGAAAAGUGUCGAUAAUUGCAUUAGAAUCAAGAUAAUUUUGUGCAAAGAACAUUUAAUUCCAUAAAAUACACAAUUAUAGAGUGGUCACAUAAUGAACAUCCACAAUUUCGCUUUGGGCUCUGGCAGCUCGGCGCCUAUUGUGAAUAAUCUCUCGUUGGCUUCUGCUGCAGUACCAGUGACACAUAGUGCUACAACAUCACCUUUAUACUUUACACACAUCUUACCUCCAUCCACGACCAUCAUUGAACAGCCCUACACGUCCGAUUUGGAAGAACCAAUUACCACCUGUGGCCCCGUAGGCGAGAGUUUUCUCAUUGAGGAAAUAAUCGAUGAUCGGGACGAAGAGGGCAAUAUUGUUGUCGAUCCGGGUGAAUUUUUCAUAUCAGGUGAUAAUAUACAGUACUAUGCAGUUCCUGAACCAAUGCCACCACAAAUGAUUAUGCAGCCAUCGCCAGCGGAUGCUCUGCAAGCCUAUGCCGAAAGUGUUAAUGUGAGCGAAAGCGUUAUUCUGCCAACAAAUUCGACACAAGUUUUUGACCAGUAUGUCGCUGCCCAAUUGAAUUUGGGGGCCACUCAGUUCGGCAUGCCAGCAACAAUGAUUCCUUCGCACGUUAAAAUGGAGCAGCCAGAUGCGAAUGAGUUGUCGAAAGUCGUAAAACAAGAAGGACCCGAAAGGAAUCACAUGCUCUGCAGCAAGGAACGCAAGGAGAAACUGUUGCAGAACAGCCAGCGGAAAAAACCACACACGGCGAAGCGAUGGAAACAAACCAAAGUCCCGAUUCGAAUAACACAGGAUGAGUUCAAUGUUACACUAUGGUCUGCAUUAAAUUCGGAAGACGAAGAUGAAGAGGAUCAAACGGUCGACGAUGAAGAACAAUCGUGCGAACAAAAUAUGACAACAAUUCAAGAAAACACAACCGACUCUGGCGAGGAGAAUCAAAAGUGCAUUGGGGAGACGGAAACGCCGGCGUCACAUGUCACAAAUAGAAUGCUCCUAGAAGACUCAACUAUGAUGCAUGUGAACGAAGGUCUGUCACCGUCGGAAUAUGUCAUUGUUCCCGAUCCUUUCACCGGUGACAUCGUCGAAGAAGAAGUACAAACCGCUGCCGCUGUGGAAGAUAUAAAGUGUGAAGAUACCUCAUUGCAAGAUACAGAAUAUCAAUUACCGAUGGUGCCGUCAUCACCACCACAUCCGCAGGAACUUUUGCAGCCCAAAGAAGAAAAACAGCAAAACUUUGCCGCCACCAGCACCUCCAGAAACAUUCAGCUAGUUGAUUUGACACAACUAAUUACCUUCAAACAACAGAAUUCUGUGGGAGACGUGCCUGCAGUGAAGCUGAAAAGUACCCAAAACCCAAAUAAGCAGCAAAAAAAGUCUCAUGCGACAGUGAACAAUGUCGUAACAACGGUGACAACUGCACCGUCCCCACCAGUGGCAUCCACAGCGCAUCAGACGCCUGCACAGCAAACACAGCCAUCGAGUAUUGUUUCCACAACUACCACCGCCUCAGGGACAGUCACAGUUUUCCGCUGCACAUAUCGCGAUUGUAAUAAAGAAUUUCGAAACCAUUCUGCCAUGCGCAAGCACUCAGCAACACACGGGCCGCGUGGUCAUGUAUGUGCCGAAUGUGGCAAGUCAUUCGUGGAGAGUUCGAAAUUGAAGAGACAUCAACUGGUGCACACGGGCGAGAAACCGUUCGAGUGCACUUUCGAAGGUUGUGGCAAACGCUUCUCCCUUGAUUUCAACCUCCGCACCCAUGUGCGCAUACACACUGGCGAUCGGCCAUAUCACUGUCCCAUAGAGGGAUGUCACAAAUGCUUUGCUCAGUCUACCAACUUGAAGAGUCAUAUGUUGACCCAUUCCAAGCCCAAACGAAAAUGGCCCCGACCAGUAAGUAACAAACCCAUAAUAGCACGCUAUGGUCGCCUAGAAUUGGGAGAAGAUCCAAAUGUUGUAUAUUUGGGAACAGACGAACAAUACGGUCCUAUUUUAGAUAAUUCAUAAAUGUUUUGAAUUUAAAAGGGGCGAACGCAUCACAGUUGUCUGAGGAAUAAUUCACAGCAGUUUUAUCGAUGUAAAAAUCCCAAAUAAUUUGGUAUACAAAUGAAAAUUCACUUAAGCUUCAACAAAAUAAGAAAAAUAGUUUUUUUUCCAUUUACCUUAACCCCGUGCCCCUUUUGCACUCGCCGACUUCCGAAUGCUUAAAAUCUAACUUUACUUUUAAUCAUUUGCCCAAUAAUUAUGCAUAGUUUUCUGAUGAUUUUUCUUUAUGGAUAAACCCCAUUUAGUUAAAUUCUUAAAUUUGAGAAAAAGUAGUAUCUUUUGUUUUCCCCCAUUCAAUUUUUUUUCUGUUUCGGAAAUGAUGAAGAUAACAAUAUUAAGAAUACAAAUAUUUUUACAUAACACAUAGUGUGGUAGCGAUUUGUAAUGUUUUAACUAGAAUGUAAUACCUAUAAUAUAAUAUCUAAUUGUAUUUUUAUAACGGAUCACUGAAUUAAUGAUAAUAAAAUAAAAAUAAAAAUGUAUUGAUAUAACUGAAAUGGAUGUAAUUUGUAAAUAAAAUAUAUUGUAAAAAAUCGA